AAGCACCUCCCGCAAAACGUCUCCACGCUUUCAGUCGAGUUGACGGUGAGUGUAAGAAAAGAUCAUGGGAUCCGUGGCGUCUGCGUUGUUGGGAGGGGGAGACAAUACUCCCGAAGGCGAUUCAUCAUCGGAGGAAUCGCGAGUGAUCGAAUUCCAUUCUUCUAACCGCUGGCAGCUCCAUUACAAUCAGUCAAAACAAUCCCCUAAGCUGAUGGUGGUAGAUUUCUCGGCAACAUGGUGUGGACCUUGCAAGAUGUUAGAGCCCUUUAUCCGCUCUCUCGCUUCUAAAUAUCAAGAAAUCGACUUCAUCAAGAUCGAUGUCGAUGAGUUAAAGGAUGUGGCACAAGAAUUCGGGGUGCAGGCAAUGCCAACAAUUGUAGUGCUAAAACAAGGAAAAGAGGUGGAAAGGGUUGUUGGUGCGAAGAAGGAUGAACUGGAGCAGAAGAUCCUCAAGCACAGGGAAGUUCCUAAAUUUGCUGCUUAAUUUAUCUGAAAGUUUGAUUGUGCUGGAAAAAGUUAAAAGCUAUUUUCAGAAUUUGGAAUCAGAAUUGUAUCAAAUAAGAUGGUAUUUUCAGUAUGAAUAUUCAAAUGCUUUUCAAUCAAUUAAAUAGUGGCGUUGGUAGAGGGUGGGUGACUUUGUCCACUUCGAUCUUAGAC
Molecule: messenger RNA, 657 nt
Organism: Cynara cardunculus var. scolymus (artichoke)
Lineage: Eukaryota; Viridiplantae; Streptophyta; Magnoliopsida; Asterales; Asteraceae
Product: thioredoxin H2-like
Exons: 2
Coding region: 65-484 (139 amino acids)
Molecular function (GO): protein-disulfide reductase activity
Source: RefSeq, a predicted model, not a curated record